Messenger RNA from Eriocheir sinensis (Chinese mitten crab), 2527 nucleotides. RefSeq names its product DEP domain-containing protein DDB_G0279099-like. The transcript is spliced from 9 exons. Bases 430 to 2520 code for a protein of 696 amino acids. The record is from RefSeq and is a predicted model, not a curated record. NCBI's taxonomy places the organism in Eukaryota, Metazoa, Arthropoda, Malacostraca, Decapoda, Varunidae.
CUGACCCCUUUUCAGCUCCACAUAAUAAUUCAGAGUUUAAUUAAUUCACUCUAUCUGCAUAUAAAAAUGGAGUUAUUGUGAGGAACUUUAAAAGAAACCAAGUCGUAUACAAUGUACAGAUUAAGCUGUAUGAUAUUUGCACUUAAACUAUACAUACAUAUGGUACUUAUAAAACUUGUAUUUUUACUGUAGUAGUAUGUGAAUUUAAUCUAAAAUAAAUAUAGGUCUACAAAAAAGAAAUUUAAAACUAUGCUCUCCUACAAGAUGAUUUUCCUCAGAGCCUACACCAUAAGCAAUUUUUUCUAAGGUAACUAAAAUAUUAUCUUUUUCCUGUUUCAGAAUGAGAUUAAACUUCCUUCACUAGUGGGAAACUCAACUACCUCAUCCCAACUUAUGUACACUUGAAACACACACACACACACACACACAAUGGCAACCUCAGGGAAGACUCAAGCCCAAGCCUCCUCCAGCCCUUCUUCCGUCUUCUCCAUCUUCCGUUACAUGCACAAGAUGAAGCCGUCAGACCUCUCCCCCCUCAACGACGACCUCUCCAGCCAGGACAGCUCUCUGGAGAAUGAGAGUGACGGAGACCCCCCGGCGGCCGAGGAGCAGAACAACAACAACAAUAAUAACAGCAAUAACAAUAACAACAACAACAAUGACACCGUUGAGGACAACACGAACGCUAAUAAGCCCACCACCACCACCACCGCCACCAGCGUAGGUCACGAGGUGGAGGGCGGCGCUGAGCCUGCCCGUGACCCUGGUGUGCUUGAUGCAGCGAGCCCCGGGGCACGGCCAGGGGUCAAGGAGGGCAUCCGGAUGUCCCCGGAAAGCGGCGUGGACUCUCCUUGCGACAUGGACCUAAUGGAGGUGAUCAAGGUCCCGGAGAUGGCGGCCAAGCGGUCCAUCGCCGAGGUGUUGUCGCAGGUGGUCAAGAUGGAGCGGUCGUCCUCGUCGUCGGCCUCGGCCUCGGAGGCUACCAGAACGCCCGAGGCCCCAGACAUCGUGGCCUCCACCACCAAAGGGAGACCCAAGGUGGCGGCGGCGGCCAGGCGGAGCAUCAGCGGCGGCCACCGCGGGUCGGACGUGGCCACGCUGGCCAUCCUGUGCCAGCACUACGCCCAGCUGGUGCACGCCCUCAAGGAAGAAAACUACCUGCUGUCCUGCGCCCAGAGUCCCCUGCUGGCCACGCCCAAGAGUGGCACACGGGCAGCCUCCUCUGGGGCCAGGACUCAUCUGUUGGGGGGAGCUGCAGGCAGAGGUCGGAUCUCCAAGGGUGUCUUUGCGUGGGACUCCGACAUGACCCCAAGUUUCGAAACUUGCCGUGUUCCAGGAGCCGGGGAGGAGAGGGACCCCGCGAGGAGCCUCCCCUAUGAACACUGCCGUCCCACCUCAGACUCCGCGGCGGGCGUCUCCCUCAGUAGCCAGCCGCGCCUCAAGCUGCACAGAAGCUCCUCCAACUCGCGUGACUACAUCAACAACAACAAGACCCCGCGGCAAAGUCCCACUCGAGCCCAGGACGACGACUUCAUCAAGCCACGCGGAGACCUCCCACUCAAGGAGAAGCGCCACUGGGCCCUCAAGCCGCUCCGCUCCUCGGCCGCCAAGCACAGGAAGGAACCGAAGACACACCGCAAGAGUUCCUUCAGCUUCUUCAGAGACACGGAGGACAACGAGAACCUGAACACGGACAGUGACAGCGAGUCCCCAAAGGCAGUACGCACGCCGGCCGCCGCCCAGCCUCUGCCCAGUCCCACGGUCGGCGUACUCUCGACCAAAAUCAGCGAGAUGGAACUGAAGAUCGAGGAGAUACUGACGCUGGAGCCCGUGGACCUGAUGCUGCGCGAAAAUAGUCUGGACGGCUCCCCGGCGCGGCGGUCCGUGGGCAGCAGCGACACCCUCCGCAGGUCCCAGCGAGGCAACUUCUACCGCCACUCCGUCAGGGACACGCGCAGGGACCAGCACCGCCAGGACGGGUGUGACUCUGAGGAGGCAUGUGAGGAGGCGUGGCGGAGGGGGUGCAACUCCGGUGGGUCAGCGGGGGGUGGCAGCAGCGUGUGUGUGUACCAGGCCUUGGCACAGGCAGCACAGGUGGAGGUGGACAAACUGAGGCAACUUGUUCACCUGCUCAACACCAGACUGACUGAGCUGAGUGGGCGAGUGCUGCAAGUGGAGGGGCGGCUGAGGGAGGAGCGGCAGAGGUCGGCCAGCAUGGAGCGAUGUCUGGAGCGGCGUGGCCUUGAAGCAGGGGAAGGUGUGUCAUGCAGGGGCAGCAGCAGGUCUCCGAGGUCAGGCAGCGAGGGCGGCAGCAGGAGGCAUAUGCCCUCCUUUUUGGCCUGGAGUGAAGCUGCCUCGGAAAAUCUGCUCAGGAACAAGGUGGACAUGGCUCGUGAAGAGAUAGAGCUUUUGAGGCAACACAUUGAUCUACUGCUGCGCAUGCGCCAGGAGGACCUCAAAGUGUACGAGUCAACAGUGGACAAGUUCAGGCAUACCAUAGCAUCAGGCAGUCAGUGGUAGACCAGCC